AUGCAAUAUGAUGAAGAUGAUGAUGAAAUCACCCCAGAUUUGUGGCAAGAAGCAUGCUGGAUUGUCAUCAGCUCUUACUUUGAUGAAAAGGGCCUGGUCCGUCAGCAGCUUGAUUCAUUUGAUGAGUUCAUUCAGAUGUCUGUGCAGAGAAUUGUCGAAGAUGCCCCACCCAUCGAUCUGCAAGCAGAAGCUCAACAUGCUACAGGCGAAGUAGAAGAGCCACCUCGCUAUCUUCUGAAAUUUGAGCAAAUUUAUCUAUCCAAGCCUACACAUUGGGAAAGAGAUGGUGCCCCUUCACCUAUGAUGCCAAAUGAAGCAAGACUGAGAAACCUCACGUACUCUGCUCCAUUGUAUGUGGACAUAACUAAGACAGUUGUUAAAGAAGGAGAGGAUCAGUUACAGACGCAACAUCAAAAAACAUUUAUAGGAAAGAUCCCUAUCAUGCUGCGAUCCACAUAUUGCCUGCUAAAUGGCUUGACUGACCGUGAUCUUUGUCAACUGAAUGAGUGCCCUCUUGAUCCUGGUGGCUAUUUUAUUAUUAAUGGAUCAGAAAAGGUUCUGAUUGCUCAGGAGAAAAUGGCUACCAACACAGUAUAUGUGUUUGCAAAGAAGGAUUCUAAAUAUGCGUACACAGGAGAAUGCCGUUCCUGCCUGGAGAAUUCUUCUCGGCCCACAAGUACGAUAUGGGUUAGCAUGUUGGCUAGAGGUGGGCAGGGUGCAAAGAAGAGUGCCAUAGGGCAGCGCAUUGUAGCAACGUUGCCGUACAUCAAACAGGAAGUCCCCAUCAUUAUUGUCUUUCGUGCCUUAGGGUUUGUCUCUGACAGAGACAUCUUGGAGCAUAUAAUUUAUGACUUUGAAGAUCCUGAGAUGAUGGAAAUGGUUAAACCUUCUUUAGAUGAGGCAUUCGUCAUCCAGGAACAGAAUGUUGCCCUGAAUUUCAUUGGUUCAAGAGGCGCAAAGCCUGGUGUCACCAAAGAGAAAAGGAUCAAGUAUGCAAAAGAAGUUUUGCAGAAAGAGAUGCUUCCACAUGUUGGUGUCAGUGACUUCUGUGAAACCAAAAAGGCUUAUUUUCUUGGGUACAUGGUUCAUAGGUUAUUGCUGGCAGCUUUGGGGAGAAGGGAGCUGGAUGACAGAGAUCACUACGGCAACAAACGACUGGAUCUUGCAGGGCCAUUACUUGCUUUCUUGUUCAGAGGAAUGUUUAAGAACUUGCUGAAGGAAGUUAGAAUAUAUGCACAGAAGUUUAUUGACAGAGGGAAAGAUUUUAACUUGGAGCUAGCAAUUAAAACCAGAAUUAUAUCAGACGGGCUGAAAUACUCCUUGGCUACAGGGAACUGGGGAGACCAGAAGAAAGCUCAUCAGGCCAGAGCUGGAGUAUCUCAAGUCUUGAACCGACUCACCUUUGCAUCUACGCUUUCCCACUUGCGUCGUUUGAAUUCCCCUAUUGGCAGAGAUGGUAAAUUAGCAAAGCCCAGGCAAUUGCACAACACAUUGUGGGGAAUGAUCUGUCCUGCUGAAACUCCAGAGGGUCAUGCUGUGGGACUUGUGAAGAAUCUUGCUCUCAUGGCCUAUAUUUCUGUGGGAUCCCAGCCAUCUCCAAUUCUGGAAUUUUUAGAAGAAUGGAGCAUGGAAAACCUGGAAGAAAUCUCUCCAGCAGCCAUUGCAGAUGCUACAAAGAUCUUUGUAAAUGGAUGUUGGGUUGGAAUCCACAAAGACCCAGAACAGCUUAUGAAUACGCUGAGGAAAUUGCGUCGUCAGAUGGACAUCAUUGUGUCAGAGGUGUCCAUGAUCAGGGAUAUCCGGGAGCGAGAAAUUCGCAUUUAUACUGAUGCUGGCAGGAUUUGCCGCCCACUUCUGAUUGUGGAAAAACAAAAGUUGCUUCUAAAGAAGAGGCAUAUUGACCAAUUGAAGGAACGUGAAUAUAACAAUUACAGGUAGGAUGCUCCUGAUGGC
Anolis sagrei ordinatus is the source of this 1953-nucleotide messenger RNA. Lineage: Eukaryota; Metazoa; Chordata; Lepidosauria; Squamata; Anolidae. The record is from RefSeq and is a predicted model, not a curated record.